Molecule: messenger RNA, 1464 nt
Organism: Spea bombifrons (plains spadefoot toad)
Lineage: Eukaryota; Metazoa; Chordata; Amphibia; Anura; Pelobatidae
Gene: GINS4
Product: GINS complex subunit 4
Exons: 8
Coding region: 100-768 (222 amino acids)
Biological process (GO): DNA-templated DNA replication; double-strand break repair via break-induced replication
Cellular component (GO): GINS complex
Source: RefSeq, a predicted model, not a curated record
AGCGGCAGCUUUUUGGCGGGAGAGAGGAAAAGCUGGAUAGUCCCUCAGAUGACGGAGUAAAGUUCGGUAGCUGUCGGGUGACGUUGCGCUGUGUCCGUGAUGGAGGAUGCGUUGGGUCUGUCGGAUCAGGAGUCGGAUGCCGGGAGCGAGGAGGUCCUGACGCCUGCAGAGCUUAUUAACAAGCUGGAGGAGGCAUGGCUUAAUGAGAAGUUUGCCCCGGAGCUCUUGGAGAGUAAGUCUGAGAUUGUGGAGUGUGUGAUGGAGCAGCUGAAUCACAUGGAGCAGAAUCUGCAAAGGGCUAAAUCUGGUGACCUGAAGAUCAGCUUCCACCACAUGGAGAUAGAGAGGAUCCGAUACAUGCUCAGUAGCUACCUGAGAAAUCGCUUGCUAAAGAUUGAGAAGUUUUCCCCCCAUGUCUUGGAGAAAGAGAAGGCGCGAGGAGAGGGGGAGCCAUCAUGCCUAUCACCCGAAGAGUUUGCUUUUGCCAAAGAAUAUAUGGCAAACACAGAAAAUGUAUUGAAGAGCGUGGCUCUCAGACAUAUGCCACCGAACCUACAGACCAUCGAUCUUCUCAAAUGUGUCCCUAAGCCAAACUUAGACUCGUUUGUAUUCCUACGAGUGAAGGAACAUCAGGAGAACAUCCUGGUGGAGCCAGAGUCAGACGAGCAAAGUGAGUAUGCUGUAGAGAUGGAGGUUGGGUCUCAGCACCUCAUACGUUAUCGUACGAUCGCUCCACUCGUGGCUUCCGGAGCUGUGAAGCUCAUCUGAACCCUUCCUGCGAUGGAUGGCCGCGGUUCAUCACAUUCCCAGCAGGUGGCAGCAGAGUAGCAACCAUAGAUUGCUGAGCGAGACUGGAAGCAGGGAAGCCACAAUCAUUUGGAACAACUAUACUUUAACCACUACUGAAGACGGGGGUCCUCGUCAUAUAAUCCAUGUGUUUUUAACACGGCUAGAACAGAAGACCCAAGACUUAUCAGAACCUGGAAAUCAGUGAAAUUCUUAUUCUACUUCCUGCUGCAAUGUUAAACGCCAUGAAGAGGACAGGGCCUCGCGUAGGAUUGGGGAACUUGCUGCCAAGUGCGUUAACAAAAAAUAAGAGUCUACGGAGCUAUUAUACGAUGAAGUGCAGUUCCGUAGAACUUCAUGUUCAGCGUGAAUUAUUUCUGGAAGAGGCUGGACACUCGGUGUUUCUAAUGCUGAAUUUUGCUACUAAGUGUUAAUAGCCUGCAGGGCGUUGCGUCCGUCACACUUUUGUGGUUGACACAUAUACAUUAAGUGGAAGUCUGGCUUAGUGGGAGGGAGGCUUGUGCUGUACUGAAUAUACCUUUACGUUUGUGCAAUAAGGCUUUGUUCUUGUUCUAAAUGACCAUCAAUAAGUACACGUUGGCUAAAAAAUUAUCUGCAACCCCCCACUGCUACCCGCAUCAUAACCAUUUCAGUUGGAACUAAAGUGCUCUUUCUAGU